This is a messenger RNA of Trichoderma citrinoviride, 1914 nucleotides long. RefSeq lists its product as hypothetical. The record is from RefSeq and is a predicted model, not a curated record. The coding region runs from base 1 to 1914 and encodes 637 amino acids. The transcript has a single exon. NCBI's taxonomy places the organism in Eukaryota, Fungi, Ascomycota, Sordariomycetes, Hypocreales, Hypocreaceae.
AUGGCCUUCUUCGAACGCAUGACGAGCCCCCAUCGCAAUUCACCCCUUCUGCCUCUCCACAACCCUCCGAGACGACUGCCCCGAGAGCCUAGCGAAUACCAGCUCAACGAACUAGAUCCUCGACCUGAUGAUGCCUCGUCAACCGAGGGAGACCUGCCUAGAGCUUGGCAAUCCCACUUUGAGGAGCCAUCCGCGUCUCGCGGGGCAUCACCAACCACAUGGCGUGACAACACCAAGACUGAAACCAGUCAGUCAGUUUACAGUAUAAAGCAAAACCAACGACCGAUGUUUGCUGGUCCACCGCCGCCGAUAACAGCAUCGAUGUUGAUAAGCAAGGAGUCGUUCAGGGCGGAUUCUGUUGGCCCUUCAGGUCGCAAGAAACCUACGCCAUAUAGCCUUCUCGGCGGCAGCCCGACCGAGGCUAACAGCGUCUUGUUUGAUCACAGACGUGAGGCUGCUAUGAAAGCCACCGAUACCGUUUGGCGAGGCUUGCGGAGGCAAGAGAAGGCCUUGGAGAAAGAGGUCCAGCUGCUGCUCGACCAGCAAGCCGCCGCUUUGGCCGCCGGAACCGGCAACGAGAAUGACGGGUCGAGCACGGGGAGUAGCACUCCGACGAGCACAUUCUACUCUACGAAAAGCUCCAAAUCGAAGAUGACCAGUUCGCUCUAUGUGCCGCCUCGCACCACCCGCGAUGGCAACGUGGUGCCGAUCAGACAACCCACAAAUGACAAGCCGCCAGGGCUGAGGUCUACCAGAGGCGCUCUUCGGGAGCUGAUAACAUCCAUGACGAGGCUCAAGGAAGACGAACAUGCUCAUCUGGACGACGCCAUGAUGCAGCGGCAAGAUGCGCUCAACUACCUGGAGCGGCUAGGCACCAGGAAAACCGGCAUACAGGCCGAGCUGGAUGAUUUGACAGAGAACGGCGACGAGCCGUUGGCGAGAGAGCUACGGGACCUGAGCACUCAGCACGAUACCCUGGGUAAGGAGAUCCAGCUGCUCGAGGAGAAGCUGGCAGCAAUGCGGAUAGAGCACCGCACGCUUGAAGAGAGGAUAGACGACAUCAAGAAUAAGAGAGAGGCAGGGCUGAGCGGAUACUACGGCGCAUUGAGAGAUGUGACCAACGAAGCGAAUGCGUUUGUGCAGCAUCCCCAGAUCCAGCCGCUUGAUGAGGACCUCCUGUGGCAGGGCGGCGAGGCCGAAGGAGACCCAGCCGCCUCGGGAGGACGAGACUUCAUGCGCCUUAUCCCCGAGCGGCGGACGCUGGAAAUGGCAAAAUCAUGGUGGACGGCAGAGAUGGCGGUGCUGAAGCGCUGCAAAGAGCGUAUUGACGCGGAUCGCCAAGCGUUGGAGGAAGGGGGCCAAGUCUGGGACAGGGUCACGCAGCUGGUUUCGGAUUUCGAAGCCGAGUUGCGACAGGCGAUGCAGGGUGGUACCGCGGCAUCUUCAUCCUCCUCAAGCCCGAAAGGCAAAGACAAGGUGCCCUCCCAGGAGGACAUCAUAUCCGAUCAGCUGUCCCGGAUGAAGCAGGUGAUUGAAGAGCUGGAAGACCAACUGAAGCUAGCCGAGGAGAAGCGCUGGAAUCUCUUGAUUUGUGCUAUCGGCGCCGAACUGGAAGCUUUCAAAGAGGCUCACAACGUUCUCAGCAGCUUGCUACACCCCCCGGAGAAGCGGCCUCCCGGCGAUGGCGGAGAUGCGCCCGACAACAACAACAACAACAACAACACGGAGGCGGAACCAGAGCAUCGGCCUGCCACGCAAAAGGAGAGCAGCCAUGUGGUUCACGAUGAAGAGAGUGACAACGAGGUGCCAUCGGACUUUCUCAGCGGCGAGCAGGAUGCGAGUGAUGAGCACGCCAUUGCUGAUAACAGCAGCGAGAACGAGGUGCCGCCGGAGUUCCUGGUGGAACACGUGUGA